Molecule: messenger RNA, 894 nt
Organism: Aspergillus candidus
Lineage: Eukaryota; Fungi; Ascomycota; Eurotiomycetes; Eurotiales; Aspergillaceae
Exons: 1
Coding region: 1-894 (297 amino acids)
Source: RefSeq, a predicted model, not a curated record
AUGCAGUUCCCGCACUUCCUCAGCUGUAUUUUCCUGCUCUCCUCUCUUUCUUUGGCUGGUCCAAUCUCCCAUCCCCUCCCCGACGCAAGCGAUGAAGACCCUUCUCUCGCUGAGCGAGACAUCCCCGGCUGCUUCCCCAUAGGCGGAGGCGACAUGCUAAGCUGCCCGGGCCAAAGCCCCGCAAUCCAAUUCGAGAAAAGCACCAAGAACUCGGCUCCCACCGGCAGACCAUGCAUCCCGAUCGGAGGCUCCGACUUGACCUACUGCCCCGACUCAGGCAAAACCUACGGCGGACGGUUUCCAAUAGACGGCAGAUCGCCAGACGACGCACCCUCUGCCCUUGAGGACGACGUCGAAGCAUCCUCCCCCUCCUCAGCAAACCCCAAAAUCACACCCUUCCCCGACCCCCCCACCAAACGACAAGCCCCCCAGGCCUCCGAGACCUUCGAAAUAACAUUCAACUCGGGCCGCACCGUAACGCUAACCGUCCCCUACGGAUACCGCCUAGACCGCAUCAACCAACCCAGACCUGUAGCUCCGACUGCAGCCCCGGCGGCUGCAGCCCCGAACGCAGGCCUGACAGCCCGCCGCUCCACCAUCACCUCCACCAGGGUCGUGACCGUAACCGUGCUAGGACCUUCCCCGGCCGCCCCGGCUCCAACUGCCGGCUAUAGUGCGCUGCUGCCGGCUCCUCCCCGGCCUGCUCCUCCUGUUCAGGAAGAGCCUCAGAUGGGAUUAGCUGUUACGCCGGUUUCUGCCUCGUCGCCGGAUACCGCUGCGGAGCCUGGUGUGGUGGUUCCUACUUCUGCCCCGGAUGAUGACGGUUACAACGAUGAGGAGGAGGACGACGACGACGACGAAUUAAAGGUCAUUCCUGUUCAUACUACUAUGUGA